AUGGAUCACUUCCCAGACUUUAACCCCACAGGAAGAUCACCAAGAAGAGAACUCCAAGGCCCUCGUCCCACACCUCUUAGAAUACACAGAGACUCUCAUAAGAUCAAGAAACCACCGUUGGCGCCGCCACAACAACCCCAACCUCCACCGCGCCAACCCAUCAUAAUCUACACCGUUUCCCCAAAGAUAAUUCACACCACACCGGGUGAUUUCAUGAACCUUGUUCAGCGCCUCACUGGCUCUUCUUCUUCUUCUUCUUCGUCUUCAUCAUCUUCUAAUUCCUCCACCUUUUCCUCCUCAUCCCAUAUGAUUGACCCCUUCAACGGCGACGGUAGCGGCGGAAUGAUAUCACCGGCGGCGCGUUACGCCACCAUAGAGAAAGCUAUGUCUCCUUUGGGUAAGAAACAGAUCUCAAAUACUGAUAUUAACGAUGUGCAAGUGAUGGAGAUGAUGGAACAAGGGUUGGAGAGACCAAGUAUGUUUCAAGGGAUUUUGUCUCCGGCGCCGGCUUCACUGUCUCCCAUUCCGUCGAACUUUUUCUCGCCGCCGUCUUCGGAUCCGAACAUGGUUAGCUUCCUUCAUGAUUUGAGUCCCGUUCUUCACAGUAGCAGAAAUUUUAUGGAGGGUGGUAGUUUCUUCUUGCCUAGCCCUUCAAACUUUGUUUCUCCUCAUACUCCAUCUAUAGACUUAUUCAACUACUUCUUAGAUUAA
Messenger RNA from Gastrolobium bilobum, 711 nucleotides. Its product is annotated as protein MKS1-like. The record is from RefSeq and is a predicted model, not a curated record. Gene Ontology annotation, cellular component: nucleus. NCBI's taxonomy places the organism in Eukaryota, Viridiplantae, Streptophyta, Magnoliopsida, Fabales, Fabaceae. The transcript has a single exon. Bases 1 to 711 code for a protein of 236 amino acids.